Molecule: messenger RNA, 1476 nt
Organism: Paramecium primaurelia
Lineage: Eukaryota; Ciliophora; Oligohymenophorea; Peniculida; Parameciidae
Source: the annotation of a GenBank genome assembly
AUGAUAAAAGAACUUUAGAUAAAAUGUGUUAUUGAAGGACAUGAUUUUGUUGAAUUAGCUUGUUUAAAUGAAAAAUGUAAAGCUAAUAGAGUUUAUUGUCAUUAAUGUCUUAAGAAUGGAGAUCAUGUUGCUCAUAUGAAGGAUUAAAAGGAUUUAAAAGAAUUAAUUGGGUUUUUUUAAGAAGUUGAAUAAGAAAAUGGAAGUUUAAUAUCAAAAUUAAGUUUGAUGCUUGGAGAAAUAAUCAAACUAUUUAAUUAAUUAAAUUAAGGAUUAGAGUAAAAAUAUCAAUUCUCUAAGGAUAAGUUGUUAAUGUUCAAUGCAAAGCAAUUGAAUUAAGCUUUAGAUUAAGUGAUCAAAUAUGAUGAAAUUAAAAAAGGCUUAUUUGAAGAAAUAAAGAAAUGUUCGAAUGAUAUGAUUAUAUCAUUAAAAAAAUAUAUUAAAGAAUUGAAAUUAGGAGAAGUAAAUUAUUUUUCAUCAAAACAAUAAGAAUAAGGAAAUGUAGAAGAAUUAUAUUAAAAGGGUAAUCAGAUGAUUAAUUUAGGAUGCAAAUUAUAUGAUGAUGAUAAAUAUGAAGAAGCAAUUAAACUAUUAGAUGCAGCUUUACUGAUUAAUCCUAAACAUUUCAGUUCGUUAUAUAUAAAAGGUAUACAAAUCAUACACAACUGUAUUAGCUGAUUCUUUAAAAAUGCUUGGGAAUUACAAAGAUGCAAUUAUAUGGGCAGAUAAAGCUUUGUAGAUAGAUUCUAAGCAUAUUUAUUCCUUAAAUACAAAAGGUUUAUAAAUCAAACAAAAUUUAUUAGCCGAAUCUUUAAAAAUACUUGGGAAUUACAAAGAGGCAAUUAUAUGGGCAGAUAAAGCUUUGUCUAUUGAUUCAAAACAUUUCUAUUCAUUAUUCAUAAGAGGUAUAAAAAUCAAACAAAGAUUUAUUAGCUGAAUCUUUAAAAAUGCUUGGGAAUUACAAUGAUGCAAUUAUAUGGGCAGAUAAGGCUUUAUCCAUAGAUUCAAAGCAUAUUUAUUCAUUAUAUACAAAAGGUAAAUAAAUCAAACAAAGAUUUAUUAGCUGAAUCUUUAAAAAUGCUUGGGAAUUAUAAAGAUGCCAUUAUAUGGGCAGAUAAAGCUUUAUCUAUAGAUUCAAACCAUGUCAAUUCAUUAUCUACAAAAGGUAAUUUAACUUUUUAAAGAUAGGUGAAUCAUUAAGAAUGUUGGGUAAAUAUAACGAAGCUCGUAAAAUUUUUGAUCAAGCAUUAAUUGUUAAUCCAUAUCAUGAUAAAUCCUUAGGGAGUAAAGGUUCACUAUAUUUUAAUGUAUAUAGGAGCCUGUUUACAAGAAUUGUCAAAAUAUUCAGAAGCUAUUAUUUAUUACAAUAAGGCUCUUUAGAUCAAUCCAGAUUAUUUAUGGGCUAAAAGUAAAAAAGGUAUAUUAUAAUAAUUUAUUUUAAUAGCUGAAUGUGAAAAAUAACUCAAACUAAAAUAAUGA